Baudoinia panamericana UAMH 10762 is the source of this 855-nucleotide messenger RNA. RefSeq lists its product as uncharacterized. Lineage: Eukaryota; Fungi; Ascomycota; Dothideomycetes; Mycosphaerellales; Teratosphaeriaceae. Gene Ontology annotation, cellular component: cytoplasm; P-body. Gene Ontology annotation, molecular function: manganese ion binding; RNA binding; 5'-(N(7)-methylguanosine 5'-triphospho)-[mRNA] hydrolase activity. The transcript has 2 exons. Gene Ontology annotation, biological process: nuclear-transcribed mRNA catabolic process, nonsense-mediated decay; deadenylation-dependent decapping of nuclear-transcribed mRNA. Bases 1 to 855 code for a protein of 284 amino acids. The record is from RefSeq and is a predicted model, not a curated record.
AUGACCGAGACGAUUACAAAGAUGAGCCUAGUUGACUGGCUGGAUGAUCUCACCGUUCGCUUCCUUCUCAACCUCCCCGCCUCCGAGUUGUCGUCUAUGCCCCGCCUCUGCUUCCAAGUUGAAGAAGCGCAAUGGUUCUAUGAAGACUUUAUACGCCCUGCAGCGGCUGCAGCGGGCAAGCAGCUCCCGUCGCUUACGCUGCGGCAGUUCUGUCUGCAGCUCUUCCAGCACUGCCCGUUGUUGAGUGGGUUUACUGGGGAGCAGCAUGUGGCUGCGUUCGAGGAGUUCCUCGCCUAUAAAGUCCGCGUCCCCGUCCGCGGCGCCAUUCUGAUGGAUGACAGUUUGGAGAAGUUAGUGCUCGUCAAGGGCUGGAAGAAAGGUGCUUCAUGGUCCUUCCCACGUGGUAAGAUCAACAAAGACGAAAAGGAUCUCGACUGCGCCGUACGUGAAGUUUACGAAGAGACCGGCUUCGAUGUUCGCGCUGCUGGCCUUGUCCCUCUAGAUGAGGACGAAGUCAAGUAUAUAGACGUCACCAUGCGGGAACAGCACAUCCGCCUCUUCGUCUUCCGUGGCGUAAAAGAGGACACGCAUUUCGAACCCCAAACCCGCAAGGAGAUCAGCAAGAUUGCUUGGUACUAUGUGCGAGACCUGCCCGGUUUCAAGAAGGGCAAGCAGCAACAUGGCGGCGAAGGCAACCAUGCGAGCAAGUUCUACAUGGUUGCGCCGUUCCUGGGACCGCUGAAGAAAUGGAUCAACCAGCAGUGCCGAGCUGAAGCGGCUAUUGAGCAUUGGAGUGACGGGUAUCAAUGGCAACACUUCGACACCAGUAGUAGCUCCGAUUGGGCCACAAACUAA